AUGUUCGGACGCUUGAACCAGCUUGCGCGACACCUCACCCGCCCGCUCCCCAACUACGCGCACCGCGCUGCAGCUCCGAAGACCGGCUUCGCGAGCCCGAUACAGACGUCACCAGCCAUGGCUGCAACGAACGCGCAGGGCAAGAGCAUGAUCCACACGGCGGCGUGCCUGAUCAUUGGAGACGAGGUGCUGGGCGGCAAGACGGUCGACACCAAUUCGGCCUACUUUGCCAAAUACUGCUUCAAGCUGGGCAUCGCCCUCAAGCGCAUCGAAGUAAUCGCCGAUGACGAGGACGAAAUCAUCGAGGCUGCGCGGCGCAUGUCCCAGAACUACGACUUCGUGGUUACCUCUGGCGGCAUAGGUCCAACGCACGACGACAUCACCUACCAAUCGAUAGCAAAGGCCUUCGGGCUCCCGCUGGUGCUGCAUGACGGAGCGUUCGAGCGCAUGAAACGGCUGUCGAAGCCGCAUCCCUCGCAGCCAAACUUCAGCUGGGACGUGCCGUCGCCGGCGCUUACGGCGAAGAAGCGCAUGGUGGAGCUGCCCAUCGACGAGAGCAAGGACUUGGGCGACCAGGUGGUGUUUGUGGACGACUCGCUGUGGGUGCCCAUCAGCGUGGUCAAUGGAAACAUCCACAUCCUGCCGGGCGUCCCAAGACUGUUUGAAAAACUACUCGAGUCGCUGAAGCCGCAUCUGCUGCCGCGGCUGACGGACCCGGAAGGCAAGGGCGUGUACAGGAUCAUCAUCUCCACGCCAAUGGCGGAGAGCGCAGUCGCGCCGUUUCUGACGGAGCUGGCGCAGCGAGUGGAGCCGAGGGGCGUUAAGGUCGGCUCUUAUCCCCGGUGGGGCAAGGCGCACAACUCGGUGACGCUCGUGGGACGCGACCUGGCGUACAUGGACAGCCUGGUGCCCGAGGUCGAGAGAGAGGUGCAGGGCAAGCGCGUGUCGGUCGAGGGCGAGGACGACGGGCCGGACGGCGAGCCGAUCAGGCCGGCAGGCAGCUAG
Molecule: messenger RNA, 1005 nt
Organism: Lasiodiplodia theobromae
Lineage: Eukaryota; Fungi; Ascomycota; Dothideomycetes; Botryosphaeriales; Botryosphaeriaceae
Product: Molybdopterin binding protein
Exons: 3
Coding region: 1-1005 (334 amino acids)
Source: RefSeq, a predicted model, not a curated record